This is a messenger RNA of Lactuca saligna, 1049 nucleotides long. The record is from the annotation of a GenBank genome assembly. NCBI's taxonomy places the organism in Eukaryota, Viridiplantae, Streptophyta, Magnoliopsida, Asterales, Asteraceae.
AUGAAGAAUCGGAGAGAAAGGAGGAUUUCCGUCAGACGACCGACUGUACCGGUGGAUCAGAGGUGGUCCUAUUCUUCCUCCCACCACGAUUCCCAGCUUUUGUUCGCCAGAACACCGAUUCCACCGUGGUUUCUGAUCCACGCUGACCAGUCGUCCCAGUCUUCAACGAUUUUCUGCCCUUCUUCAAUCUUGAGUACACGAUGGUCAAAUAGUGGAUCAAUGGGAGCCAGUCACACCGACUCUGUCAAAACAUCACUACAGGUCUAUUUAGAAAUCCAAACAAGAAAAUUCCUUGUUGACUACGAACGCAUUCCAGCAACAGAUGAAAAAUCACCCAAGGAACAUGAUUUUGAUAUGUUGGUUGAUAGAAUUUCAAGAGCUGAUCUUAAGACAGAAAUAAUCUUUAACUGCCAAAUGGGGCAUGGGCGUAUUACCACAGGGAUGGUCAUUGCCACAUUGAUCUAUUUAAAUCAAAUAGGAGCUUCUGGCCUGGGUAGACCCGUCUUUUGGCACAACAUGAGAGAAGAACCUGUUAUUUACAUUAAUGGAAAGCCCUUUCUGCUUCGUGAGGUUGAAAGACCCUACAAAAACAUGCUCGAGUAUACGGGAAUUUACUGUGAAAGAGUGGAGAGAAUGGAAGCUCGACUGAAAGAAGAUAUUCUCAAAGAACUGAACGUUAUGGAUGUAAGGACUGUGAGAUUCAUUGCUUUCAUGAAGGAUUGGAAGUCAAACGACUUGGUGGUCUCCAUGUCAUUGGGACAUCUUUGCAUGAGUCCCGAAGAAUUGAUAAUCAGCUUCGUGGCAGAGCAGGAAGGCAAGGAGAUCCUGGAUCAACACGCUUCAUGGUCAGAAUGAUUCCAUAUAUAUGUGCAAGCAAGCACAUGCCUUGUGAAAAAGGGAAAUCUAUUCUAGUCAUUCUCUUUAACAAGGCAACCUUAAAGUUGAUUUUUUAAACCUGAUGUUUAAAACUACAUUGAGUGUGAGAUAGAAGUUUAUGCAGAGAAGGAAAAUGAUAGAAGUUUUUGAGGAUGUUGCUGAUGAAAAAGAUA